AUGUCUGUUGGUGAAUAUGACAAAGCCAAAAAAUAUACUAAGAAAGCACUUGAGAUCAGAAUAGAAACUGGUGACAGAGCAGGAGAAGCAGCAGAUUACGGAAACCUGGGAAUUAUGUUUAAAUCUCCUGGUGAACGUGACAAAGCUAAAGAAUAUCUUGAGAAAGCACUUGAGAUCAGAAUGGAAAUUGCUAAAGAAUAUGUUGAGAAAGCACUUUCGAUCGGAAUAGAAAUUGGUGACAGAGCAAAAGAAGCAGCAAAUUAUGGAAACUUAGGAACUGUGAUGAUCUCUGUUGGUGAAUAUGACAAAGCCAAAAAAUAUACUAAAAAAGCACUUGAGAUCAGAAUAGAAAUUGGUGACAGAGCAGGAGAAGCAGCAGAUUACGGAAACCUGGGAAUUAUGUUUAAAUCUCUUGGUGAAUAUGAAAAAGCUAACGAAUAUCUUGGGAUAGCACUUGCGAUAAGAACUGAAAUCGGUGACAGAGUAGGAGAAGCAGCAGAUUAUGGAAACUUAGGAAUUAUAGGAGGAGAGGCAGCAGAUUACGGAAACUUAGGAACUGUGUUUUAUUCUCUUGGUGAAUACGAUAUGGCUGAAGUUUAUCUUGAGAAGGGGCUUUCAGUUACUCGAGACAUUGGAGACCUCGACAAAGAGAUUACAUUUCUUGGGAACCUUACUAUGCUAACGGUGUCUCAAGGAAAGAUCCAGGGGGCGUUUGACCUUCUGCUCUUGAGUUUGGACAAAAGCGAAAGUUUGCGUGAUUUUCUAAGAGAAAAUGAUCAAUUUAAAAUAUCGUUUUCAGACGCUCAUGAUUUUAUUUACAGGAAUCUUUGUUUAUUGUUCUGUUUUACUGGAAAUCCCAAGAAUGCUCUUUAUGUUCUAGAACUGGCACGAGCUAGAGCCUUAACAGACUUGAUGACGACUCAGUACUCAGUUGAAUGGCAAAUCUCAGCUAACCCAAAGUCAUGGAUUGGCAUUGAGAAUAUUAUGACCAAAGAAAGUAACUGUCCUUGCCUUUACAUUUCUUAUUCUGCUCAACUUUUGUUUUUGUGGGUUCUCAAAACAAGCGGUGUCAUUCAUUUUCGAGCAGUACGAGUAGACGAACACAUUGGUAAAAAAGAACUACUUGACAGUUUAGAUGAAUUCUUUGCUAAAAGUUUUCGAAGUUUUGGUGUUUUACCUGAGGAGGAUUGCGAAGAUCGAUCUUUAAAUGCCAUUGUGCGAGAGCUGAAGUCAUGCAAAGAAGAGCGCCGCGCGGCUUUGCGACUUGAAGAAGGUGAUGAUGAAGAGAGCCAAAAUCCCGAAUCAAGCCUUUCUUUGUGUUACAGAAUAUUCAUCGAUUCUGUAGCUGACUUACUGCAGGAGCGCGAAAUCAUCAUUUUUCCUGAUCACUCCUUAAACCAAGUUCCAUUUGCGGCAUUAACUGACAAAGACGGAAAGUAUUUAUCCGAGACUUUCAGAAUUCGCAUCGUUCCCUCUUUGACGACUCUCAAGCCCAUUCAGGGCAGUCCUGCGGACUAUCACAGUCAGACUGGUGCGCUCGUACUGGGGAAUCCAGAUGUUUGUAGAGUACGUUAUAAGGGAAGCAAAAAAUACUUUUCUAGGUUACCUUGUGCAGGAAAUGAAGCAGCCAUGAUUGGGCGACUGCUGGGCAUUCAGCCUUUGAUAGGACAGCUAGCCACAAAGCAGGCAGUACUUGAAAGAUUACCUUCAGUAGGUCUGGUUUAUUUAGCUGCGCAUGGCAAUGCCGAAAGAGGAGAAAUUACCCUAUCUCCCACACGCUCUAGUAAUAAGAUUCCAAAAGAGGAUGAAUACCUAUUGACGAUACCUGACAUUGCAAAAGUUCAACUCCGAGCUAAAUUAGUAGUACUUAGCUGCUGUCAUAGUGCACGUGGCCAGAUCAGAGCCGAGGGAGUUAUUGGAAUCGCUCGAGCGUUCUUGGGAUCUGGUGCACGGUCAGUACUGGUGGCACUUUGGGCAAUUAAGGACAGUGCAACUGAGCAGCUGAUGUGUCGUUUCUAUGAGCAUCUUGUUCGUGGGAAGAGUGUCAGUGAAUCUCUUCACCAGGCCAUGACAUGGAUGAAAGGUAACGACUUUGCGAAGGUUCGAAACUGGGCACCAUUUAUGCUGAUUGGGGAUGACGUGACAUUUGAGUUUGAAAAACAUGGAAAAUAG
Orbicella faveolata is the source of this 2172-nucleotide messenger RNA. RefSeq names its product tetratricopeptide repeat protein 28-like. The record is from RefSeq and is a predicted model, not a curated record. NCBI's taxonomy places the organism in Eukaryota, Metazoa, Cnidaria, Anthozoa, Scleractinia, Merulinidae.